Molecule: messenger RNA, 778 nt
Organism: Cuscuta epithymum
Lineage: Eukaryota; Viridiplantae; Streptophyta; Magnoliopsida; Solanales; Convolvulaceae
Source: the annotation of a GenBank genome assembly
CCACAUCUCACCCACUCGACUCACCUAUCCAUUUUUGAGAGAGAAGCUCUUCAAAUCAUCAUCUUCAUCCACCAUAUUCGAACCAAAGCUUAAGGAGAAGAAGGAGGGGAAAGAGAAGAGGAAGAAGGAGGAAAACUUGAGGAUUAACAAGGUGCUUCAAGGACUUUCACGGAGUUGAAAGAGUUGCCGGAGUUGUCACCGGAGUUCGUUGAAGUUCACCGGAGUUUCACCGGGGCUAAAUCGGAAAGGCUAGAACUUUAUAAGCUUCAUUAAGGUUGAGGCUAGAGUCCUACUACCUGCACCUUCGCCAAGGGUGAUUGAUCAAAGAGGAAGACGUGAAAUGGAGGGUAGACACAUGGCUACGAGGAACAACCCGAGAGGGCAAACUCAGGCGACGUCCGUAGGGGCCAGCCAGGUUGCAUCUCGGGGUGCGAGAGGCGGUAGGAGAGGCCGUGGAGGUCAUCAGGCUCAAACCGUGAGCGAUGGCCAUGUUAGCUCGGUGCAUGGGACUCACACCGAGGAUUAUGACUCAACAUAUGUUCCCGAGACGGAACAUGAGGAGACCCCAUAUGAUGGGGGUGACACGUACACUGAUGAUGACAAUGAUGAGAGUGAUGCCAAAUUCGCCCAGAUGGGUGAAUUGUUUGAGUGGUAUCAAAAGGAAAAGCUGAGGAGAGAUCUUAGGCGCCAAGCUAGGCGUGCCUCUCAGGGAGGUUCGGGUCAGGGAAGCCGGGGGGCUUCAGUGGCCAUCCCUGUGGCGACACAGGGGGUACAGGGG